GGAAGGUGGUGCAGGCGCUGGAGCAGACGGCGCGGGAGAUCCUGACGCUGCUGCAGGGCGUGCACCAGGGGCCCGGCUUCCAGCACAGUGAGUUCCGCGGAGAACGGCAGCGGAGAACAGCCGGGGGGCGGGAGUGCCCCUCGGAGCACGCAGGUGCCCUGUCCCGGGGCCCCUUUUCCAGGUUCCAGUCUCUCCCGGGGCCUUCAGCGUGGGAUUCCCGGAGGCUGCUGGGAAGAGGAGAGCGCAGUGGGAGAUUUCAAGCCAGACAAGUAGUAAAGCUGCCGUUCAGCAUUAUGGACAUCGUUCUGUCCCUUUCUCCCCUCCCCAGUGCGGUGCUUUUCUGUCUCGGUGCAGAGCAGCAUGUUCUUUUCCAGGUGUCACGUACUGGGCUGCUGAGUUGGCUCUUAGGUUUCCCUGUAAGUGACUUGCUCAUAGGUUGUGUUAUCAUCACUUGUUGGGCCUUUGAUCAAUGUCCCCGUCUCAUCUCUUCACCCCACACCCCAAAAAGCUGUGGUCCUGAGCACUGAGGGGGUAUUCAGGAUGGACUGGGAUGGGGAGAACGCACUUCAAUCUGUUCCAAAGAAGUGUCAGAAGGCUCGUGAGCACUUUGGUACAGUGAGGACACAGAUGGAGUCUCUGAAGACCAAGUUUCCUGCUGAUCAGUAUUACAGGUUUCAUGAGCACUGGAGGUUUGUGCUGCAGCGGCUGGUGUUCCUGGCAGCAUUCGUAGUCUACUUGGAGUCAGAAACAUUAGUGACCCGAGAAGCUGUUGCAGAAAUACUUGGGAUUGAAGCUGAUCGAGAACGGGGCUUUCACCUGGAUGUUGAAGAUUAUCUUUCUGGUGUAUUAACUCUGGCCAGUGAGCUGGCCAGGCUGGCAGUGAACAGUGUCACAGCUGGGGACUAUUCUCGCCCUCUCCGCAUCUCAACCUUUAUCAACGAGCUGGAUUCUGGCUUCCGCCUCCUCAACCUGAAGAACGACUCCCUGAGGAAACGCUACGAUGGCCUGAAAUACGACGUCAAGAAAAUUGAGGAAGUGGUUUACGACUUGUCGAUCAGAGGACUCAAUAAGGAGGCAACAGUUGGUGCAGGAGGGGAGAAGUGAAGGAUGCUCAUUGGAACAGCAUCAUCGAUUACCUCAGAUGGUUGCCAAUUUAGGAAGUACCUAGAGAAGCCUUCCGACAGUAGUUUAGAAGAACUGCAGCUCAACGCUGCUCUCUAUUUUCUUACAAAAGGUGUAGUACAGGUGUUAGAUGUUUUGUAAAAUCAUGUCUAGAUUAGGACAGGAGACUGUUUCCGGUGGAAUUCCUCUGUCAAACACAUGGUGCCGUUCUCUGCACAGCAGCAAUAGUAGUCAGUAAUUCCCAUGAGCUGAGAUUCCCAUUAGUUGUGUAGUGUUGCUUCCCUGCUGUCAGGGAAGUGCUGUGGCUGUCUCUGCUCACACACCCUCAGAGGUGUGUGUACAGCACGCAGCUCAGUACAGACACGUGGGAUCUUCUAAGAAACACAGUGUGUAAAUACUGACCUUUUUUUUAAGAUACAUUUUUUUCCUUUUUUUUUCUUAAAUUUUCAUCUAUGUAAGUUGAACAAAUUUGCAUAACUGUUUAUGAACCAGAUCUCUUUUUGAAUGGUUUCUGUUAAUGUACCCCCUGUAAUUGAGAAAUUAGUGAAAAUACUCCUGAGAAUUCCUCUAUUGGAACUGGUGUCUUGCACCCCAGCAUAUCUCUUUUCCCCUCUCUCUAUUUUUUUUUUCCACCAAGAUUUCAGUUACCAGGAAGAGCAAGGUCUGCUUAGGCACCUGCUUUCUCUGUCUGGUAUUUGUUUUACUGGCAUGAGUAAAUGCAGAGUUUUAAAUGAUGAUUUGCCUUGAGAACUCAGUGUAGCCAAUUUUUAUGUUUUUUUAACUUCCAAGUUUUCUGAAUAGAGAAGUGUAAACUGAAAAACUGCAGGUGGUGUCUGAGUUGUAACAACCUGUACAGGCCACAACUGUACCUGUAUCAUGGGAUUAAAAACAAAAAAACACCACAAAACUAUAGUUGGUGUAGUAAAAUGUUUAUAUCUCCAGAAACAGGGAAGUUACUGCUUUCAGGUAAAUAUGUAAGAUGUUUGCAAACACCUACAGCCUCUUUUACGUGUGUAAGUGGACAGACUCAUGCCUGCCCAUGUGUUCAUUCUCUUCUCCUAAAUGACUUUGAGUUUUGCCAUUCUCCUACUUCUGGUGGUGCAGGAGGGUUAAGGAGAACAGCUAACUUAGGAGGUAGAGGAAUACUUCAGAGGGUGAAUAGGAAGUCAAGUUUAUACGGGGUUUGUUCAUUUCGGUUUCUUAGAGAAGAUUUACCACUGAGUUAGGGAGUUGUUUUGUUUAUUGGAAGAAAAUGGUUUCUUGGUUAUUUUGGCCAAUAAAAGCUGUUCUUUGAUUAUG
Molecule: messenger RNA, 2421 nt
Organism: Vidua chalybeata
Lineage: Eukaryota; Metazoa; Chordata; Aves; Passeriformes; Viduidae
Gene: TSN
Product: translin
Exons: 5
Coding region: 541-1104 (187 amino acids)
Biological process (GO): RNA metabolic process
Cellular component (GO): nucleus; cytoplasm
Molecular function (GO): single-stranded DNA binding; RNA binding; sequence-specific DNA binding
Source: RefSeq, a predicted model, not a curated record